UUGGAUCUGUUGUUGUUUGUGAAGAAGGUCGUCACAUCUUCGAUAAAAAAGUCCUUUYACUUUUCUCGCUUGUGUAAUUUUUAAAGACAGAUUGAAAGCUGGCAUCCUUGUUUUCUUCUUUCAUUGUGAGAAUGAGCUUUCCUGAUAAAGCUGAAGAUUUGAAUCGUGAAGAAUGGAUGGAAAAAUUAAGCAAAAUUCGUUUUCCUAGAGCUGAAAUGAACAGGUUGAUUAUGGACUAUCUUGUUACUGAAGGCUAUAAAGAAGCCGCAGAGAAAUUCAGGAUUGAAUCAGGAACACAGCCAUCUAUCCCUCUGGAUAGUUUGGACAACAGGAUUAAAAUCAGAGAAGCGAUUCAGAGAGGAGAUUUGGAAGAAGCAGUAUCCCUAACCAAUCAACUAAACCCGGAGAUCUUGGAUACCAAUCAGUUGCUGUACUUUCAUUUGCAACAGCAACGUCUAAUUGAGCUCAUUCGUGAAAAGGACAUUGUAUCAGCUGUUGAAUUUGCCCAAAAUCAGCUGGCUGAACAGGGGCAAGAGUCCAGUAACUUCCUUGAGGAACUGGAAGAGACAAUGGCUCUGCUUGCUUUUGAAAACCCCGAAGACUCACCUUUUGGUGACCUACUUCACCCAUCACAAAGACAGAAGGUUGCAAGUGAACUGAAUGCAGCCAUAUUAGAGGCAGAGUAUAGAAAAACACAGCCAAAGCUAUCAAAUAUCUUGAAGCUUUUGCUGUGGUCACAGGACGAACUGGAGAAAAAGAAGGCAAAGUUUCCUAAGAUGACCGAUUUGGCCACAGGAUCUUUUGAAGAGCCAAAGUAAAGGGCUUUGACAAGUGCUCUGAAUCUAAAUAUGCUGAGACCUGUCAUACUUUGCAAAAUUAGUCUGAACAGACCACUUUCAAGUUGUUGCUCAACUGCAUCCUCAUUAGUAAUAUUUUAAAUUGGAAAACACUCCAUAUUAUUCAAGGAAUUUAACAUUGCAAAUAAAAGGAUUUAUAUAAAAUAUCUAUUAGUAUGAGGCGCAGCCAGUUGUUGCAAUACUUAUUAAAAUARCAUUGCUUGCUGAAGUCAUUAAACAAACUUGCAGCACAGUUUAUUUGGGCAGCUGCUUCAUAUUUAGACUUGAUGCUUUAAUGUUACACACUGUACUAGAAGUGUGACUUGACCUUAAYACUAAGAACAGUAAGCCUUAGAUUCACUCUCAUUGUCCUUUCUGAAUUACUAAAAUCAAAAAUUUAAAGCUCGUAAAAUGCUGAGCUUUUAGGACUGUGUAAAAUAUUGAUGUUUUGAUAUCAAAUGAUUCAGGGGUUUCUACAAAGAACAAAAUUUAAUGCUCCUCAUAUGUAUUCAAUGAUAAUAAAGCAAUUUCUUGA
Exaiptasia diaphana is the source of this 1371-nucleotide messenger RNA. RefSeq names its product glucose-induced degradation protein 8 homolog. Gene Ontology annotation, cellular component: nucleus; cytoplasm. Gene Ontology annotation, molecular function: protein binding. Gene Ontology annotation, biological process: proteasome-mediated ubiquitin-dependent protein catabolic process. The record is from RefSeq and is a predicted model, not a curated record. The transcript has a single exon. Lineage: Eukaryota; Metazoa; Cnidaria; Anthozoa; Actiniaria; Aiptasiidae. The coding region runs from base 132 to 818 and encodes 228 amino acids.